This is a messenger RNA of Penicillium argentinense, 1731 nucleotides long. RefSeq names its product NRAMP family metal ion transporter. The coding region runs from base 1 to 1731 and encodes 576 amino acids. Lineage: Eukaryota; Fungi; Ascomycota; Eurotiomycetes; Eurotiales; Aspergillaceae. Gene Ontology annotation, molecular function: manganese ion transmembrane transporter activity; cadmium ion transmembrane transporter activity. The record is from RefSeq and is a predicted model, not a curated record. The transcript is spliced from 3 exons. Gene Ontology annotation, biological process: iron ion transport; intracellular manganese ion homeostasis. Gene Ontology annotation, cellular component: membrane.
AUGAACUGCCCAUCGCGGACCGACGACGAUCUCGAGCACCCGGGCUGGAAUCAGAACCCCCCGACGCUCAGCCCGGAUACCACGACCCGUAGUGACUUCAAUGGCAUCGCCAACUCCCGGGUCCAUCGCAAGCGGGCCGGCAACGAUGGCAGCGCCCUUGGGGACGAUACAAUGUCCGUCGAUUCCAGACCGCAGAGUUUGAACGAUCCCGACCCCGCCAACGAGAAGACCGCGGACGGUGAUGUGAUCGCGGCUUCAGGGUGCCCACCACCCUCGAAGACCGGCAGAUCACCUCGCCGUCCUUUCAAAGAAUCUCUCUCCGAGUUAGCUCUGCACUGCGGGCGCAGCCUGGCCAAGUUUGGCCGCUUCAUCGGUCCCGGGUUCCUCAUUGCGGUCGCCUAUAUCGACCCGGGAAACUAUGCCACAGACGUUGCGGCCGGCGCAGAGUUCAAGUACGCUUUGCUCUUCAUUGUUCUCCUCUCGAAUCUCUUUGCAAUCCUUCUACAGUCCCUAUGCAUCAAGUUGGGUACCGUGACCGGCCUGAACCUGGCCGAAAACUGUCGCGAGCACCUGCCACGCUGGUUGACCAUCAUUCUGUACCUUUUUGCGGAAGCUGCCAUCAUCGCCACCGAUAUUGCAGAGGUUGUUGGUUCGGCGAUCGCUCUGAAUUUGCUUCUUAACAUCCCUUUAGUCGCAGGGUGCGCCAUAACCUUAGCUGACGUCCUCUUCCUUCUGAUUUUCUACCGCCCCAACGGCUCAAUGUGGGGUCUACGCCUUUUCGAGUUCUUCGUGAUGGCUUUGGUGCUAGGUGUUGUUAUCUGCUUUUGCAUUCAACUCUCCCUUAUCAAAGAUCAAUCUGUGGGAGAAGUGUUCCGUGGCUAUCUCCCGUCGUCCGCGAUUGUUCAAUCCGAAGGUCUUUAUCAAAGUUGUGGUAUCCUUGGCGCCACGGUCAUGCCCCACUCACUCUUCCUUGGCAGCGGCGUGGUUCAGUCCCGCUUGAAGGAAUUCGAUGUCACUUCCGGCUAUGUCGAAUCUACAGUUCCUCUGGGCAGCGCUGAUGGCGAGGUCGAAUACCGUCCAACCCUGCAUGCCAUCCGGGGCUGUUUGAAGUAUUCCAUCAUCGAGCUGGCAUUGUCACUCUUCACAUUUGCCCUCUUCGUCAACAGUGCCAUCCUCAUCGUCGCCGGUGCCUCUCUGUACGACGUGCCGGGUGGAGCUGAUGCUGACCUUUUUGGAAUCCACAAGCUCCUCUCUUCUUCCAUUUCACCUGCUGCCGGCUUGAUUUUUGCCUUGGCUCUGCUGCUUUCCGGUAUAUCUGCCGGAAUUGUCUGUACCAUGGCAGGACAGAUGGUAAGUGAAGGUAUGCUGAAGUGGAGUAUUCGGCCCUGGCUUCGCCGAGUCAUUACUCGGUCUAUCAGUAUCAUCCCCAGCAUCAUCAUCGCUGCCGCUGUUGGUAGAGAAGGCCUGGACAAGACCCUCACUGCCAGUCAGGUUGUUCUCAGCGUCAUUUUGCCGUUUGUCUCUGCCCCUCUCAUCUGGUUUACUUGCUUCAAUCGUUACAUGACCGUGCCCGCAGAGCAGACAAACGGGGGUGACGGCGAGGUUUCGGUGGAGCAAGUCUCGAUGCGGAAUAACAUCGUCACCUCUGUCAUCGCCGUUCUCGUUUGGCUCCUCAUCGCCGUGAUGAACGUGGCUCUGUUGGUGCUCGUGGGGAUGGGCAAAGCAUCUUGA